UCUCCGUAUUCGCUCUCGCAUUUCGUUUCUGCAGUCGUAAAAGCCGCCGUGGAUGAUUUGUUUUUGUUUUGUAAUCGGUCGGUUUUAAUAUUUUGAUUGCUGAUUAUCGCUCCCUUGCAAUACGAAUUUGGUUUGUGAUUAGUGGAUUGUGUGACCCCGUCAGUGAAUUAUACAAGUGUGUGCGACGAUGGCGGUAACUUCGACCGAUAGUUUCGGCUUCAAUGAGCUGAAGCUGUUUGAGGUAGCUCGCGAUUGCCUUCCGGACGAUCGGAAGAAAACGCAAAAUUUGCUGGAAACCAAGGAUGAUAUGUUGUUUGUGUGGAAUCAGAAAAAUUGUAGCGUACUGGUGCUGAACUGGAGGGCAGCUAAUAUUAAACGGGACGAGCAGGCCAAGUAUCAGACGCUAAUUCCAUCGGCACCGCAAAACUUUACCGUCGAGAAGAUUCUGCCAUCGACGGAGUCCACCUUCCUGGCGCUGAAUGGGUCGCGAGGACUUUCGAUCCUGGAGCUGCCCCGCCGCUGGGGACCCAACGGACAGUACCAGAACGGGAAGGAGUGUAUCAUUUGUCGUUCCUACAACCUGGACGAACAUCUCUUCAUCGAAAACGCAAAUCUCGAAAUCCUGCAAAUCCGCUGGCAUCCGGCAUCGCCAACAGAUUCCCACAUCCUGGUGCUUUUGUCGGACAACUCGAUUCGCGUCUACGACGUCGACUCGUUUCGCCAUGUGUGGCGUGUUGGCCCUUCGCCUUCGCUGAUCAACGGUGGCAUUAGCAAACUAGCAACCCCAUCAUCCGCGACCGGUGCUGGAAGCGUCUCGUCGUCCUCCGCAAAACUGGCCUAUCUAAGCAGCCUCGGUGAUACGGCCGUUGAUUUUGACAUCGCUCCGCCACGUGUGGUUUCGGCCAGCGCCAACGCCAACGACACCCUAUCGCUCGCCGUGACGACCGGCAUGAUGAGAGAUAAUUUCACCAUUUCUUCGGCCAGCCAGCCAGCCAGCGGUAGCCAGAUGAGUGAAUCAUUCAUAAAAUCCCAGAAACCUGAUAGCGGCCGGGUCGAAUGGCCGAUCGUAAUACUGCGGGGUGAUGGAAACGUGUACAUUCUCUGUGCCGGCAUAGACACAGAUCGACCCAAACUACAGGGUCCAAUCUCGAUUCUGCCCCAAGUGGACGACAACUACGGACUGGAUUCGUGCUCGCUAGUCGUGAUCCCAUCACUACCACCGACGGUUAUAAUCGCGGAAAGUACCGGUAAAACCCAUCACGCUCUGCUACUGGAAGAGGAAUAUCCGACCGAGCGAUCGUUUACUGAGUUGGAUUCCAGCUUAGUUAUCUAUCCGUCCGAGUGGUACCUGCAGGUGUUGGAAACUGUCGAGCUCGAACUGGGCCUAACCGGUGUGGACGAAGCAAAGACCUAUUCCUGUCCGAUAUACUUAAAACGGGAUUUGCUCAAUGAAUCCCGCUAUUUCGCAUAUCACAACGCCGGACUUCAUGCGAUUACGUUGGAUUUUACCCGACAGCUCAGACAAUUUGCGGAAAAUGACGAAGAUCUGAGCGAAAGGUACCCACUGUUCAAUUCACAAAGUCGCGCAGAAUAUUUGGUUUGUACAAAAGCCCUCCAGACGAUGAACACGAAUGCAGUGCUCGGUUUUGCUCUACUUCAAUCCCCGGCAGGAAUUCUUCUGUUCCUAGCUUCCGGGCAGGUUGUCACGAUGGACCUUAUCAGUGACCAUUGCUUGAUUCGCGACUGGAAGGUAAAAUCCAGUGGAAAGCCAAAUUCAGCCACAGACUCUCCGAUGAAAAAGUUGCUCAAGGAUUCCUUCCAAGAUCGCAUCCAAAUGAUACUGAAAACUGGAACCACUCAACCAAUUCUGAAGCUGGAUCAAUCCUCGGAACCGACGGCGCAGGAAUCGUUUGAAUUGCUAACUCAGGCGACUCGAAUGCUGCGAGAGCACUACUUUGUCAGGCACGAUAAGGCCCGCCAGGAAAUUGAAAAGCGAGUCCACGUGCUACGGCUGCUGAAGGUGCAACAGCUGAACGAGAUUGCCCAGUUGCAACAGGAGAAGCAGCAAAUUCGUGAAACCGCGGAACGACUGGCCGAAAACUACGAAGAUAUUUGCGAUAAGCAGAGUGCUCUGUUCAAACGAGCACAAGAGGUAGUUCGUCUGGCAACGCUGCGCCUUCCGAAAGGAUCAUUCUCGGAGAAAAAGUACGCGGAAAUGAUUGAAAAAAUUGCCAGUGCAACGAAGCAGCUGCAGAAAAAUGUCGAUCAAGGAAAACAGAAGAUUGCCGCUCAACAGGUGCAGGUGGAACAGAACCAAAAACUGAUCAACGAACGUGCUGUUUCACUGCCCAGCAAACAGGAGGAAAUUAUUAAGCAGAUAAUUGGUGAAAUGUAUACACAAAUUGAAGGUUUCGUUAAGGAUGUGAAGAAAAUCAAUAAUAUACUUAACCUGUCAUAAAUGUACAAAAGGUACAGUGAAUCUUUCGCGCAUUGUUGGUACCUACUUUUAUUUUACAGUAUCUAAUCACCCUUUGCGUUAGUGUUUAGCGUUACGCUCCUAGCUGUUACAUUUGUGAGCAAUCUACCAUUCGAAGUUUUAAGCAUUUCAACAAAUAAAACUAUUCUUUGACUAGGGU
This is a messenger RNA of Topomyia yanbarensis, 2636 nucleotides long. RefSeq names its product nuclear pore complex protein Nup88 (gene mbo). Bases 188 to 2458 code for a protein of 756 amino acids. Gene Ontology annotation, cellular component: nuclear pore. The record is from RefSeq and is a predicted model, not a curated record. The transcript is spliced from 7 exons. Gene Ontology annotation, biological process: mRNA export from nucleus; ribosomal small subunit export from nucleus; ribosomal large subunit export from nucleus. Gene Ontology annotation, molecular function: structural constituent of nuclear pore. Lineage: Eukaryota; Metazoa; Arthropoda; Insecta; Diptera; Culicidae.